This is a messenger RNA of Jaculus jaculus (lesser Egyptian jerboa), 4034 nucleotides long. RefSeq names its product BRO1 domain and CAAX motif containing (gene Brox). The record is from RefSeq and is a predicted model, not a curated record. Lineage: Eukaryota; Metazoa; Chordata; Mammalia; Rodentia; Dipodidae. The transcript has 13 exons. Bases 399 to 1634 code for a protein of 411 amino acids.
GCCGCCUCGCUCGGCCUCCGGCAGCCAUCGUUUCUCGGCCCGAGUGCCGCUUCGGCUCGGAAGGCCCCGCCACACUUCGCUCCCUCCUUAGGGACCAGACCCAAGCUCGAGAAGGAAAGACCAGGGAGCAAGUCAGUAAGGGCCGGCGAACCGAGCGUGCAGAAAAGUGGGGGGAGGGGGCGGGGAGAACCGCGACCGGCCGACGCGCACGGCCGCCUCCGCGACUGUCAUGGCCGCCGGCCACGUGACCCUGGCUCGGCUCGGCUUCCGGACACUCUAGCUGCGUCGUCUCGACUCUCCCGGCUGGCCCCUCUCGUCCCUCGGCGGACUCAUCUCGCCUCUCCUCGCGCUGCAAGAGUGCCGUGCAGACUUGAGGAGCGCGAAUACAACUGGAGAAGAUGACCCACUGGUUUCACAGGAACCCAUUAAAAGCUACAGCUCCUGUCUCCUUUUCCUACUAUGCUAUGAUCACUGGCCCUCCUGCUUCAAAAAUUUGCAAUGACUUGCGAUCAUCCAGGGCCCGACUCCUUGAAUCCUUCACUGACUUGAGCUGUGACCCAGAAACGAUGAAGAACGCAGCAGACCUGUACUUUUCACUUUUACAAGGUUUUAUAAAUUCACCAGAUGAAUCUACCCAGGAAAGUAAGUUACGAUAUAUUCAAAAUUUCAAGUGGACUGAUACGUUACAAGGACAGGUUCCAAGUGCCCAGCAGGAUGCUGUUUUUGAAUUAAUUUCUAUGGGAUUUAAUGUAGCAUUAUGGUAUACCAAAUACGCUUCAAGACUGGCUGGAAAAGAAAAUGUCACAGAAGAUGAAGCAAAAGAAGUCCAUCGAAGUCUCAAAAUUGCUGCCGGGAUUUUUAAACAUUUAAAGGAAAGCCAUAUCCCCAGGCUUCUUACCCCAGCAGAAAAGGGGAGGGACUUAGAGGCACGGCUCAUAGAGGCUUACAUCAUCCAGUGUCAGGCGGAAGCUCAAGAAGUAACAAUUGCCCGGGCCAUUGAACUCAAGCAUGCCCCUGGACUCAUUGCUGCUCUGGCAUAUGAAACCGCCAGUUUCUAUCAAAGAGCAGAUCAUACUUUAUCCAGUUUGGAGCCGGCAUAUUCUGCUAAAUGGAGAAAAUACCUGCACUUGAAAAUGUGUUUCUACACAGCUUAUGCAUACUGUUACCAUGGUCAGACUUUAUUGGCUAGUGAUAAGUGUGGAGAAGCGAUCAGGUCUCUCCAAGAAGCAGAAAAAUUGUAUGCGAAAGCAGAAGCACUGUGCAAAGAGUAUGGAGAAACUAAAGGGCCUGGGCCAACGGUCAAGCCUUCAGGACACUUGUUCUUCAGGAAACUUGGAAACCUUGUGAAGAACACCCUGGAAAAAUGUCAGAGGGAAAAUGGUUUUAUUUACUUUCAAAAAAUUCCAACAGAGGCUCCACAACUGGAACUCAAAGCAAAUUACGGGCUGGUGGAGCCUGUGCCUUUUGAAUUUCCUCCUAUGAAUGCUCAGUGGACACCAGAAGCAUUGGCUGCAUUUGAUCUCACGAAGAGACCCAAGGAUGAUAGCGCCAAACCCAAGCCAGAAGAUGAAGUCAAGCCUGUGAAAGAACCAGAUAUCAAACCUCAGAAGGACACUGGCUGCUCCAUUUCCUAAACAAUGCGAACUUAAACUUGUCUUUCCUAUUAGAGCAGAUAAGCCGAGAACUUCAGCUUAAAUUUCUUGAUUUCUCGGAUGCCUGUAGAAAAAAAUAUUAAAUUCAGAAGGAAUUGGACUUACUUUAUUCAUUCCUGAUUUCUAACACAUGUUUCAUGCUUUGUUUCCAUACUUUUUGUGUAUGUGUGUGUGUUUUUAAGUUUUUUGUUGUUAUUUUUGAGGUAGGGUGUCACUCUAGCCUAGGCUGACCUUGAAUUCAUUUAUGUUGUCUCUCAAGGUCACCUUGAACUCACAGUGAUCCUCCUACCUCUGCCUCCUGAGCACUGGAUUUAAAGGUGUGUGCCACCAUGCCUGGCUCAGAUUCCCUUUUAACCAGGACAUUUGGAAGGAUUCUUUGGGUCUCUGAAGGGUCUAUGUGGGUUGGAUCUGUUUUAUGCUGUAGGUUGUAAGUUUCAGGUACGUUUUUCUGCCUUCACAGAAACCUUUAUUUUCCUUCUUUAAUACCAGAAGAAUGACAAGAAUUUGUCUUCAAUAGUAAAGGGUUUUUUUCCUCUCAGCUGUGUUAACUGUACCACUGACUUGUUAAGUUCUGAGUCAUUCAUCUGUCUUUUCUGGUAGGAAAAAGUCAUUUGCAGUUAAGAUCAGAAACCCUUCAAAAACAAAUCCCUUCUUUACAUAUAUCAACAUCUAGAAUUUACUUGAAAAGCAGUGUUUACCAGAAUCAGUGCCACUGGGUGUGCUGAGACUUUCUAAGCGCUGUGUCCUGGUGACCUGCGCUUCCUCCUGUCCCUUCAAUCACCCACGUGAUUUUUACAGAGACUUUUUCUAAAGAAUUUUUUACUAAAGGGGAGAACUUUGUACUAGCACUUAGUGUUUCUAUAAAAAGGGAGACCGGAAGAAUGAAAGAUGUUCAUUGAAGAAGAGAAAUAAUUGCAUGAUGUAAAGAAAAAACUAUGAAGUCAAACAAGAUAGGUUGUCCUGAGUUACACUGGUAACUUCUUGGUUAAAAAAGUUUUAGGAAAAUGCCUUUUGUUACCUAAUUUCAGUGUAAAUUUUAAAAAUAUGGUUUUCUAACAUAUGUAUAUAUCCUGUCAGAAUUGUAUUGCUUUAGGCCAAAGGCCUUAGCAAAAAGUUGGAAAAUAGACAUGGAUAGUAGUAUGUUCUUUAAAAAUGGAGCAUAAUAUUUGAACAGUUUGUCUAGGUAUGUAUACAAACUUGGGAAAUGGUAGGUGUGUAAUACUUACAAAAAUCACACGUUGUAUGUAGGUUGAUCCUGGUUGAUAUUCUGGGGUGCUAGUCUUCCUCUUACAAGUGUAGAUUGGCUCAUGAAAUAGGAAUUAUAGUAGUGGCAUUUGAGUGCUUACUAUGCACCAGUGUGCUGAGCACUUAGUUAAACCAUUACAGCCACACAGCCCCAGCAACCCCGUAAGAAAUAGGGAAGCCGGGCGUGGUGGCGCACGCCUUUAAUCCCAGCACUCGGGAGGCAGAGGUAGGAGAAUCGCUGUGAGUUCAAGGCCACCCUGGGACUCCAUAGUGAGUUCCAGGUCAGCCUGGACCAGAGUGAGACCCUACCUCGAAAAACCAAAAAAAAAAAAAAAGUAAAAAGUCUGCAUAAAUUGAAAUGGGAAUCUCUAUUUCCUUUUGAAGAAUGAAUAGCCUGUCUAGCAAUCAAGAUUAUCAAGUUACUACUUAAACCAUAGAUCAUUGUUCACAUUCCUUUUAAAAAGCUACAUAGGAUCAGUGCAUUUUAGUAUAUGGAAAUGCUAAUUACCAUUGUAGUCUAAUACUUAAUAUUUGAAGCUGUAGUUUCCAGAAUGUUUGGAAUAAUUACUGAAUGGGUAUUAAGUUUUUAUUUUGCUGCCUAUAGAAAAAAUAUUCUAAUAAAUUUGACUCUUGGUGGUCCUUACUAUACAGUCACCUGCAACUAUAUGCCAUUUACUGACAAAACUUUAAAUAGCACUUAACGCUAGCUAAGACCUGUGUGUGUUAGGUAGUAGUGCUCAUUAGCCUGGCUAAUAAGUUUUCAUGUCAAGACUUUUGUGGGUUAAGCUACCACACAUGAAUUACACACAGUACAUCUGGUGCUUCUGUAAAAUGUGGCCAGUGCAGGUAUGGUAAGUCCACAAUUGGCAACAUUUCCGUGGUCAGAUAAUAAAUCAUCUGCAGAUGUAACACUAUAUGACGAAUGUGGCCCUUUAUGUAGUUUUGAAGUGGUAUUGGUAAUUUUGGGAAAUUACUAAAUGAGAAGAAAUUGCAUGAAGACUGUAAAGAGAUGGAUCUAUUUGUAUUAACAGUUGCAUAUAUUUCAUACCAGGCAAUGACAUCUAACAUGCUACUUCUGCUAACUGUGCAUAAUGAUUGAUCUUUUUGUUUAUGAAAAUAAAACCAAUUUUACUUAUA